AUGCAAAAUUCGGACAAUUCAGAUGAAUAGUAUAGUGAUGAUCAAUAGGAGUCUCCUCGGUUUCUGUAUAACUUUAGGGAAUUAAAUCUGCAGAACAAAAGUUUACUUGGAGAAAUACGGAUCAUUUGCAGAAAUCUCAUUUAUGUGAUUGGUUUGGCUCCUACUUUGGCCAAAGAGGAAUUGCUCAGAAAACCAGAAUAUUUCGGAUAAUAUGGAUAGAUUUAAAAAUUGAUUGUAAUCUAGAGCAACACCUUCAAUCCACCUUCUCAUGCAGCCUACAUUACAUAUCGUAAUGAACAGGAAGCAUCAAUGGCCAUACUAGUAAGCAUUUUACAAUAACUUAUCGGCUUAUUGGUCAAAGCCUCUUUUGGAACCACCAAAUACUGUACCAAUUUCUUGAAAGGACAACAAUGCAAAAUCAAAGAUUGUGUUUAUUUGCACUAACACCCAAAAGAUAAGGAAUCAACAUAAGUUAUUAAAAAAGAAGAAAUGAACAAUUCCAAAUGGUUAUUCUCUUACUCUCAAAGAUUAGCUCAAAUCAAUUUCAAAAAAUUCUACACCAAAAUUAAUUACAAAGCUGCUCUUUAAAAAUCCAUCUUUCUGAACACCCAAAAUAUACUAGACCGAAUGAUAGCCUAUAAAAUUGUCGAUCGUCAUUUGGACUAGCCUCAUUAACAAAUAACCAAUGAGGACACUUCAUAAUAGUUCUCUGGUAAAUCGGUUGAUGCUAUAUCCCCGUAAAAACCAUUGGAUAUGGAGAAGAGAUUGGAAGAUAUCAUUCAAAAGAUGGAUGGAGAUAGUAAUUCCAGGUUCAAAUUCACAACUACUAUAAAAGUUCCCGAAGAUUAAGAAGCAAUAAAUCAAUUAAAGUAGUUUAUUCUAAAAUGA
Messenger RNA from Paramecium tetraurelia, 888 nucleotides. RefSeq lists its product as uncharacterized. Gene Ontology annotation, molecular function: ubiquitin-protein transferase activity; nucleic acid binding. The transcript is spliced from 5 exons. Gene Ontology annotation, cellular component: CCR4-NOT complex. The record is from RefSeq and is a predicted model, not a curated record. Gene Ontology annotation, biological process: protein ubiquitination. NCBI's taxonomy places the organism in Eukaryota, Ciliophora, Oligohymenophorea, Peniculida, Parameciidae.